AUGAAAGCAUAUAAUACAGCAACGAGCACAGUUCGCACUUCCAGGCCUAGUCCUAGUCUUAGUCAGAAUGAACAUAUCAGUGGCAUUGGGGAUUAUGUAUUUUUCCAGAAUGUUCCGGAAUAUGAAGAAGUUUUUAGCUCAGCUUAUGCAAUAGCGUUGUGUGAACUCAAUAACGAUACCGAGCUAAAGAGUAGCUCUGUGUACAAUCAGAACAGCCCCACCCUGCCCAUUGUCAACUUCGAAGAAUUCCUGGGCGACAACGAUGACAUUACUGAUCAAGAUCUCGUCGCUUGGGUUUCUAUCGGAUGUAUCCAAUUUCCGAGCUCCGAAGAUAUCCCGAACGCUGCGACGCCUACGAACACGGCCAGGUUCUUUCGUCGGCCGUUCAAUUACUUCGACGCCGAUCCUUCCAUAUAUUCUACCGGUGCAGUGUUUAUCAAACCUUCGACAGACAAAAGUGGUUCAGGUCCUCCUGUGGUUGCGAGCCGUGUGGAUCAUGGUAAAGAUGUCUGCGUGCCAAGAAAAUAUGACAUUAACUUAACAGGAACUUACGAUUGA
Pocillopora verrucosa is the source of this 558-nucleotide messenger RNA. The record is from RefSeq and is a predicted model, not a curated record. NCBI's taxonomy places the organism in Eukaryota, Metazoa, Cnidaria, Anthozoa, Scleractinia, Pocilloporidae.